AUGGAUCAGAAGCGAAAAUUUGGGUGUGAUGACAAUUUUAUACCUUUAAAGCAGAUGAAUACUGGCAGCAGUGAAGGAACGGGACCUUUAACACUGAAAUUUCCGAAAAACCGUCGUCCUUGGCGAAAUAAAGUUCGGAGAGAGGCAGCUAAAGAAGCUAGAAGAAAGCAACGAGAAAAGGAAUCUCAGAGUACUAUUGCAACUGGAGAUGAAAUUCAAUCAAAGCAACAUCAGAAGAAGAAAAAAAAAAGUAAAUCAAGUCUUUGCAGUAGUUCGAAUGCAACUUUCUCAGUAAUUGGGCAGGAAACCAAUGGUAUGGCGAAACUUAAUUCUUCCUUAUUCCGGUACAUCAAUGAGCAGUUAUAUUCCAUCAGUGGCGCGGAAGCUAUGGAAUUGUUUCAGAAAGAUCCGCAUGCUUUCGAAAUAUAUCACAGAGGAUAUUACAAUCAGUCAUCAAAAUGGCCUUAUAAUCCACUCUAUGGUAUAAUUCAGUGGAUACGAACAUUAAAGCGUCAAAAUUUAGUGAUUGCUGAUAUGGGUUGUGGAGUUGCGAAAAUUGCUGAAAAGCUUUCCCACAUAGCAACUGUGCAUUCGUUUGAUUUAGUUGCUGUCAAUGAUUAUGUUACAGCAUGCGACAUGUCUAAAGUUCCAUUGCAAAACGGUUCAGUGGAUAUUGUUGUUUUCUGUCUCUCAUUAAUGGGAACGAAUUUGAACGAAUAUUUACGAGAGGCUAACAGACUACUCAAAAAAGGAGGUUUCUUGAAGAUAGCGGAAGUAAAAAGCCGAUUCACAAGCGUAAAACAAUUUAUACAUGCUAUUACGAAAAUGGGAUUUAGGAAUACUGGAAAGUUAUGUAAAGAUGAUGGCUAUUUUAUCAUUUUGGAGUUUGUCAAAACUGGUAAAGUAGUGCAGAAGCGACCAAUUGGAUUGAAGCUGAAACCUUGUUUGUAUAAAAAAAGGUGA
Molecule: messenger RNA, 963 nt
Organism: Thelazia callipaeda (thelaziosis nematode)
Lineage: Eukaryota; Metazoa; Nematoda; Chromadorea; Rhabditida; Thelaziidae
Source: the annotation of a GenBank genome assembly